CUUUCGGCGCCAUUUUGUGAUUAAAAAUGGGUUGUGAGAGGUGUCCGUGAUUUUAACAUAGGUUUUUACAGUGAUUGACUUGUAUUGAGAAAGAAGAUAGUUUUAACUCCCUUAAGUUAUUUAAUUAUAAUAUAAUAAAAUGGACGGCUCUAACCGCGGAUUCCGUGGUGGACGCGGUGGCCCGCCCGGCGGACGCGGCCGCGGCGGUAUGGAUAUGCGAGGAAGAGGCGGUCCCGGCAUGCGAGGCCGAGGCGGGCCGGGCAGAGGUGGACCUCCACGUGGUGGCCCUCGCGGUGGAUUUAGAGGUGGCCCAAUGAGAGGAGGCGGUGGUGAGCGUGGAGGAAGAUUCCCUCCCGGGCCACAGGGCCCCGGCCCACACCCCGUGCCCACUAUUGAGUCGCGGGGCCCUCCACAAAGAGGAGGAUUCAACAAUAACAGAGGAGGUCCUGGUGGCAUGAGAGGUAGAGGAGGCCGAGGGCGAGGUGAUUUCGGACCCCGCAAUGAUAGAGGAGGCAGAGGUGGCAUGCCAAUGAGAGAUUUCCACCCAGGUCGUGGUGGCCGCGGUGGUCAUGGACCACCACCAAAUGGUGGUCCUGGCCCACAUAUGCCCGGACCACAUGGGCCUCCUGCCCCAGUGCCCAGUGGACCUAACGCUCCAGCACGGCAAGGACCUGGACCCCAUCAAGGCGGUGGUGGUCCAUCACAAGGGCCUCCAUUCAAGCGCGGCGGUGGCCCACCACACGGUGGACCCGGAGGUCCUGGAGGCCCACCAAAACGCGGAAGGUUUGAGGGACCCAGAGGUGGUGGUGGAGGUGGCAGACCACCGCAAUCUGGUGGAUAUCAGCCCGCACCCCACAAUGCUGCUCAGCAACCAAAUGGGUACGGACCACCAUCACACACGGGUUACCAGCCAUAUGAACCCCCGUCGGCGGACCCUUAUGCUGCUCCAGGAUACAACGCUUCAAGCUCUUACCAAGGAAACAACUACUCGUCUCCAGCCCCCGUUCAGCAGGGUGCAGGUUACAAUUCUAACUAUGGGUCAAAUUAUGGAUACUCCACUGGAGCACAGGGCUACGAAAAUGAUGGAUAUGGUAACGCUGGUGGGGCGGGCGACGCCGGCUACGGGCCGGGCGAGCAGGCGUACGGUGGUGCGGCACCCGCGUACGACUCGUACUCCCAGCCCGCCUACAACACAUACCAGCAACCCCAGUCACAGUACAACUAUGGAGGCAGUUGGUGAUCUGAUUGACUCUAAACAGAAUGUGUUUGCAUGUCAAAUGCAAAAAUUAUAAGUAUGGAUAUAGUGCUGGAACUAUAAUUGAAUUGAGAUUGAAGCAUAAAAUGGAUGAUCAUAUUAAUUACAUACAAAGUAAUUUUACUUAUUUAUUACGGACUGGUAUAAGUGAAAUUUAUUUUUCAAAUGAAUUUAGAAAGUUGACAAACAUAUUUCUUGGUAUAAAUACAUUUAGGACCUAUCUGAUAUGAUAAAUUAAUUGUUGUAAGAGUAUUAUUUGUAUGGCGAAUGGUAUGCUAAUUACCAUAAAUAGACGACAUGUAGAUUAUAAGAACUUAAUUUGGAAUAAAAUUAUGAAAUGAA
Aricia agestis (brown argus) is the source of this 1597-nucleotide messenger RNA. Its product is annotated as spidroin-2-like. The coding region runs from base 140 to 1240 and encodes 366 amino acids. The record is from RefSeq and is a predicted model, not a curated record. The transcript is spliced from 9 exons. NCBI's taxonomy places the organism in Eukaryota, Metazoa, Arthropoda, Insecta, Lepidoptera, Lycaenidae.